AGCUGACAAAUGCAUUCGUUUUUGGAAGCCAAAGUUUGUUUAACGGCCACAGUCGCUCAAUUUAUAGCUUGAUUUAUUCAUAAAACGUAUUGUAAUUAUAAGCCUGACGAUAAAAGGAAAACACCACUGUAUUAUGGAUGCAGACAGUGAUCUCUCCGAGGGUGUUGGCUCAUUGCGUAUGUCACUGCGGGAACGACCACGCAAACAACAGUCUGAUCGCCGAUUGCGCGAACGAUCCGAAGAUCUUAAGUUCCUGGAGGAUUUCGAUCCUGAAAAAUCAAACCGCGAAAAGCGUAAGCUAAAACGAAAGCUGACUAAUCCUCGUUCCUCAGUUUACGAUGAAUAUGGCCAUUUGCGGCAUAAUGGUAUGGAUGUAUGCGACUGCUUGGCUGAAAACUGCCCCGGUUGCUGGUAUGAGUGUAAAAACUGUGGCUCAACACGAUGUGGCGUGCAGUGUCGCGUAAAUAGGAAACAAUUUGUCGACGAAAUAACAUUUGAUGGUAAAGAUGUCGUAAUUAAGAAUAAAUUUAUAAACUAAAAAAGAAACA
This is a messenger RNA of Anastrepha obliqua, 548 nucleotides long. RefSeq names its product ARL14 effector protein. Lineage: Eukaryota; Metazoa; Arthropoda; Insecta; Diptera; Tephritidae. The record is from RefSeq and is a predicted model, not a curated record. Bases 134 to 538 code for a protein of 134 amino acids. The transcript has a single exon. Gene Ontology annotation, cellular component: intracellular membrane-bounded organelle.